GCGUCCUGCGGUGAUGUGAUCAAGCUCCAGGUGAAGGUGGGCGAGGACGGCACCAUUCAGGAUGCCAAGUUCAAGACUUUCGGCUGCGGCUCAGCUAUCGCUAGCUCCUCUUAUGCCACGGAGAUGAUCAUCGGACAGAACAUCACCGAGGCGUCGAAGAUCAAGAAUACCGACAUCUCUUCGCACCUGAAGCUGCCUCCAGUAAAGAUCCACUGCUCUGUUCUGGCCGAGGAGGCUAUCCAGGAAGCUUUCCACCGACUGCACCGUUGUGGAUUGCCCUUCGCCACCGCUCAAGUUGAGUAUUCAGUCCAACCGGCAGGAAGCUGA
This is a messenger RNA of Symbiodinium sp. CCMP2456, 327 nucleotides long. NCBI's taxonomy places the organism in Eukaryota, Dinophyceae, Suessiales, Symbiodiniaceae. The record is from the annotation of a GenBank genome assembly.